AUGCACAUAUUUUAUUUAGUAAACUCGAAAAAAUCCAAAGUCAAUAAUAGCGAAAGUUUUAUUAAAGAUGAUAGGAAAUAUAAUUUAGAAAUCGAUUUAAAUAAUAAUAAUAAUAAUAAUAAUAAUAAUAAUAAUAAUAAUAAUAAUAAUAAUAAUAAUAAUAAUAAUAAUAAUAAUAAUAAUAAUAAUAAUAAUAAUAAUAAUAAUAAUAAUAAUAAUAAUAAUAAUAAUAAUAAUAAUAAUAAUAAUAAUAGUAAUAAUAUGGAAAAUGAAAAUAAUAGUGAUAAUAAUAGUAUGAAGAUUGAUCAAUUUCCUCAUCAAGUUGGAGGUCAUUCAGCAAUGCUUUCAGUUAAUGGUAAUAUAUGCAAACCAUUAAUUAACAGAGAAUUACAAUUUUAUGAAUUUUCACAAUUAAAAAAUAAUAUUCAUAGUUUUUUUAUUUCACCAUUUUUAGCCAAUUUUUUUGGUGUAGUUGAGGUUUUAAAAUCAAAAAAUGAUAUAGUUACAGAUCUUGAUCAAUCUCAAAACCAAGAAGCCCAACAACAACAACAACAACAACAACAACAACAACAACAACAACAACAACAACAACAACAACAACAAAAACCUUCACUUGGCUCACCAAAAUCAUCACAACAAUCUUAUAUGAGUAACCAACAACAAAUAAAUUAUAGUAAUAUUAUUAAUAAUAAAAAUAAAAAAAAGGUUAAAGAAUGUAAACAUCCUAGUGGUACUCAACAAAAAUAUAUAGUUUUGUCCGAUCUUACAUCGAGUUAUAACUCUCCAUGUAUUGUAGAUAUUAAAAUUGGAACUAGACAAAGAGGUGUCAUUUGUUCCUCUACCACUUCAACUUCUCAUGGUAUUAGAGUCUGUGGGAUGAAAAUUUAUUGUCCUCAAUUAGGUGAAAUGAUUACAUUUGAUCGUUACUUUGGAAGAACUUUAGAUGGAAAUACUCUUGAAGAAAGUUUAUUUCAUUUCUUUACAAGUAAUAUGUUUUUUAAUAAUAAUAAUAAUAAUAUUAAUAAUAGUAAUGAUAAUUUUAACAACAAUAAAAAUUUUAUUAGUUGCGAUUUUCAUUUACAAAGAAUUAAUCUUAUCGAAUCGAUCCUUGAAAAAUUGGGUCAAAUUGAAUGUAUUUUAUCAAAUAAAAAUGACCCAUUUCCAUUUAAAAUAUAUAGUAGUAGUUUAUUAAUUAUAUAUGAAGGCAAACCAAAUGAAAUAUUAAAUCAAUCAUUAAUCAAUAAUAUUAAUAAUAUAAAUAAUAGUAGUAAUAAUAAUAAUAAUAAUAAUAAUAAUAAUAAUAAUAAUAACAGUAAUAUAAAUAGUAUUAUUAGUGAUUGUAUGAAUAUUGGAUUUAGUGAUAUUGAUUCAACUUCAUCAUCUUGUACAACAACUCCAUCACAAUCUCCAAUUACAAAUAUUUUGGACUCAAAUAUUCAAAGUUCAACUGAUUCAUAUACCAAUAGUGUAGAAAACAAUAGUAAUAAUAAUAAUAACAAUAAUGAUAAUAUUAUUAUUAGUGUUAGUAAUAGUAUUAGUAUUCAAAGAAAUAUAAAUAAAAGUUUAGAGUCAAAUAGUUGUAUUAGUAGUAAUAAUAGUAUGAUUGAAGAUAUGGAAGAUGGAUUUCAUUCAUUUGGUAGCGAAGAAGAGAUUGAUGACUCUUGUGUAUCAAGUGAUUUAGAUUCUGAUUCUGAUGAAAUGCCAAGUAAUCGUAGUACUAGAAGCAAUAGUGGUAACUUUAGCGGUAGUAAACCUCAACCUUCUAAAUUUAUACAAAAUGCUGUAAAAAUGAUUGACUUUGCCCAUGCUAUUCCAAUUAUUGAAAAAGAAGCUCAAGAAGAUGAUGGCUAUUUGUUUGGUAUUAAUAAUUUGCAAUUAUUAUUAUUUAAAAUUAAAUCGAGACUUUUGCUUAGUUUAUCAGUUCAAAAAGAACAACAAAAUCAACAACAACAACAACAACAACAACAACAACAACAACAAAAUCAACAACAAAAUAAUUCUUCAGAACUCUCUUCACCUUCUUCUUCAUUCUCAUCAUUAAAUAAUUCGAUGAUUAAUAACAGAAAUGAUGAUUGUGGAAAUUUGGAAUUUUCAUUCAAUAAAAUGUUUAAUCAUCACCAUCAACAAAAUACAGUCAUAAAUACAAACUAA
Messenger RNA from Dictyostelium discoideum AX4, 2151 nucleotides. RefSeq lists its product as hypothetical. Gene Ontology annotation, molecular function: kinase activity. Gene Ontology annotation, biological process: inositol phosphate biosynthetic process. The record is from RefSeq and is a predicted model, not a curated record. NCBI's taxonomy places the organism in Eukaryota, Evosea, Eumycetozoa, Dictyosteliales, Dictyosteliaceae. The transcript is spliced from 2 exons. The coding region runs from base 1 to 2151 and encodes 716 amino acids.